Aureobasidium namibiae CBS 147.97 is the source of this 945-nucleotide messenger RNA. RefSeq names its product sure-like protein. Lineage: Eukaryota; Fungi; Ascomycota; Dothideomycetes; Dothideales; Saccotheciaceae. Gene Ontology annotation, molecular function: hydrolase activity. Bases 1 to 945 code for a protein of 314 amino acids. The transcript has 2 exons. The record is from RefSeq and is a predicted model, not a curated record. Gene Ontology annotation, cellular component: P-body.
AUGCACAUUCUCGUGACCAAUGAUGACGGCCCGCCGUCGAACGAAUCGUCGCCUUACAUCCUCGCGUUUGUAAAGACUUUGGAGGAAGCUGGACAUGAAGUCUCUGUCAUCCUUCCCAGCGAACAACGCUCGUGGAUCGGCAAGGCUCAUAUUAUCGGGAAAGAUGUUCAAGCCACUUACUACUGGCCCGAGACUGAAGAGCACGGAACACCAAAGUCGCAAGAGUCAAAGCAAGGAAAGCCCUGGGUACUGGUCAACUCAACACCAGCCACAUGCUCCCAGCUUGGACUGGCACACUGCUUCAAGGACAGGAAGCCAAUUGAUCUUGUCGUGUCAGGACCCAACUACGGACGCAACACGACAGCCAUCUUUGCUCUGUCAUCGGGUACACUGGGUGCUGCGCUCGAAGCAGCCGUCUGCGGAGCAAAGGCAAUCGCCAUCUCGUUUGCCUUCUUCGAUCGGUUGAACGACCCCAAGAUUGUCGCACAGAGUUGCAGACAAGGUGUACGAGUGAUCGAAUACCUGGCAAAGCAACAAUGGGAUGCCGGUCGCGUUUACACAAUCAACGUUCCUGUCAAGGAUGGCGUGGAGAAGCAGCCCGUGGUCUGGACGGAGAUGUUGCAAAACCAGUGGUCAUCAAGCUCUUGCUUCGACGAGACACCAGGUGUGGUCGAGGAUGCAGAUGCAGAGGAGACUAAGCUGAGAAAGCAAGAAAGCAGAGGUGGCGAGGAGCCCAAGCAGGGACAGGACGACAGUCGGGAAGACAGCAAAUGGGAACCGAGACACUACAAGUGGGCACCCAAGUUCAAGGAUGUAUAUGAAAGCGUGGAGCGGGCUGGACCUGGCAACGACGGCUGGGCUGUACAACAGGGCCAGACGAGUGUGACAGCACUCAAAGCCAACUUCUCUCACGUCCCAGGAUACAAGGGUGAGAUCAAGCUGUAG